AUGACCGACACAGUCGAUGCUGCCUUAGCUGAAGAGGUAAGACAUGCAUUACAGUGCCUUGGAUACCGCAAUCCAUCUGAGGAGGAUAUUGCUCUAACGUUGCAGCAUGCCAGAGAGGCUGCUUACCGUGAUAAUUUGCAAUCAGCAUCAUCAUCACCGCAACUGCAGACGCAACCAACACCUUCAGGAAGACAGAAAGAAAAUUCUCAACAGGAAUCUGCUUCCCCACCGAAUAAAGUUAAUGAUGUAACAAUAGCCCCACAGGACGAUGAGGAGACGCCUAUGCCCCGUGAGAAAUGUGAUCAAGGACCAUCUUCUCCUUCGCUAAAUCAAUGGCCAGGAUUGUCCUCACGUUCUAUACGUGGAGGGCGAACAACUCCCAUGAAUUCGACCGGAACAGGACGCCAGCCUCGACGGGCAUAUGCAGUGGGGAAUCAGAAGACUUGGGAGUAUCAUCAACAGGAACCUUACCAUUUUGGUGGUAGUGUUGUGGUAGAGGGACGCCCGAAGAACAAGGGGACAACACAGCGACAGGGUAGAUGUCAUUUUGACCCAGGAUCACUGCGUCACGUUUCUCGUGGUAGCAGAGGAAUGAUAAGAGAGGGUGUAGGUGUUACAAUUCCAACAGCAAUAGAUGUAGAAGAACUUGGAGGAUAUGGGUCUUAUACAAGGCCACUAGAGUAUAUGAAUCCACAAGCACGUCUACAGCGACAUUUGAAGCGCUACGAGAGAGGACUAAAGGAGUUUUAUGUGAAUAGACACGAUGAUGAUGUCCGGGAAGAUUUCCUGAGAGAAGGUAGGUUAACCUACGAUGAUGGUGAUGAUGCUGAGGAGUGGGAGGAGAAUGAUGAAUACCUUGGGUACACUGAUGAUGGGGAAUAUAAUAGACAAGUACUUGUGCGCAAUGGACGACGUCCUCACCAUUCAAUUGCCCCUGAGAUGCCACUGCGCUCGACUCCUCGUCUUGUACUAAAUCAACGGAGUGCAAAUACUAUUUACAGUUUUACUGGUGAUAGUCGUUACAAAUACCGUGGUGGUGGGGGUGCGCCAUUGUGUGAUGUUGUGGGUCCUGACGGUUCUACUCUACGACAACGUUCGGACCCCGUUCGAAGAGGGCAACAGAUGCGAGAAAUAUGGAAAAGCGAUAAGUUUCUCGCACGACAAAGAAGGAAAGAUGAACGUUGA
Messenger RNA from Trypanosoma theileri, 1185 nucleotides. RefSeq lists its product as uncharacterized. The record is from RefSeq and is a predicted model, not a curated record. The coding region runs from base 1 to 1185 and encodes 394 amino acids. NCBI's taxonomy places the organism in Eukaryota, Euglenozoa, Kinetoplastea, Trypanosomatida, Trypanosomatidae. The transcript has a single exon.